AUGUCGCUUACCUCGAUGGAGAUUUGGAACGAAACGUUGUCGAUGAUGAAUUCGACGCUCAAUUCGAGCAUUAUGCUACCUAACUUUGCCCUCAAUCCGACAAAGAGACACGUGACUUUCGCCUCUCAGAUGGUCCUCACACUUGUGUAUAUUACCGGCGUGAUCGGCAACGUGUCCGCUCUAGUCAUUCUCUUUCAUCGUGACAAGAGGAGAAAUCGAAAACACUUGCUGAUGCUGCGAUGCCUGGCAAUCAACGAUCUCGUCGCAUUGUUAGGGAUGAUGGUGCAAAUGUACAUCACGAUCUACGUGGGCAGCGUAAUGUCGACGAGAGGAUUUUGCUCCCUUCGUGUGGUGUGGAGGCUGUUCGGAUUAUUCAGUGGUUGCGUGGCCAUUGUGAUGGCGGCUGAAAGGUGGCUAGCCUUGACUAGGCCCUUCGUUUAUCAGAAGCAGGUGACGUAUCCGGUAAUUGUACGUUGCAUGAUGGUGCUUUGGCUGGUUGGCCUAACGUUGACAAGCCUACCACUUCUGGGUUUUGGCGUGUACUACAAAGGCGAACGAUGCGUUCGUUACAGAGAAGCUACCGAGCCAGCAGACAUCGCUUACGCCUACGUCUGGUUCGUUGCUGGUACGGGCCUCUGCCUGUCGAUAGUUUGGUGCAACUUGGCGGUUUCCAGAGCACUUAGCAGACUAAAUCGCAAGGCCGGUCUUCGACGAGUAACGAGAUCAUCCUCAAGAGCGAAACCGCUUUUAACAGUUGCCGGACCACCGCCGGAAGUCGUCACCACCGCCGAGGAAAGGGCGUUCGCGAGAUUGAUGGCUGUGCUGUCAAUAUCGUUCGUUGUCUGCUGGAUGCCACAAAUGAUUUCCAUUCCAUUGGCCCAGUUCACGAUUCAAUUACCUCAGAAGGCACUGUUCGCGCGAAAACUGAUUCGCAUGUUUCACCUGGCGGCCGAUGUACUCCUUUGUAUUCACUUCACCCUGGAUCCGUACAUCUACGUUCUACUGAGAAUGCCACGGCCGAGAUUCCGCCUUUUGAAACCCCUCUGCAAGAUCUGUUGGCCAGCCAGAAGCCGGUCGAGUUCGUUCAAUGGUACCACAGACCAUCAGGGCAGCAGUGGUGAUCCAUCGACCCCGAUCACAGAGGCACCCUCGACCCCCGUCAGCGAGGAGCACGAUCCUCAUUUAAUGGCGGUGUCGGUCUGA
Molecule: messenger RNA, 1203 nt
Organism: Habropoda laboriosa
Lineage: Eukaryota; Metazoa; Arthropoda; Insecta; Hymenoptera; Apidae
Product: prostaglandin E2 receptor EP2 subtype
Exons: 6
Coding region: 1-1203 (400 amino acids)
Biological process (GO): adenylate cyclase-activating G protein-coupled receptor signaling pathway; positive regulation of cytosolic calcium ion concentration; inflammatory response
Cellular component (GO): plasma membrane
Molecular function (GO): G protein-coupled receptor activity
Source: RefSeq, a predicted model, not a curated record